This is a messenger RNA of Propithecus coquereli (Coquerel's sifaka), 1212 nucleotides long. It is a transcript of the gene ING2, whose product is annotated as inhibitor of growth family, member 2. The transcript has 2 exons. Gene Ontology annotation, cellular component: nucleus. The record is from RefSeq and is a predicted model, not a curated record. Gene Ontology annotation, biological process: positive regulation of DNA-templated transcription. NCBI's taxonomy places the organism in Eukaryota, Metazoa, Chordata, Mammalia, Primates, Indriidae. Bases 223 to 1068 code for a protein of 281 amino acids.
CCCGCCCCUGGGCUUGUAACCGCGGAGGCGGGGAGUGAGGGCUUCUUUUGGGGGGAGUGGAGAUCGGGGGACUCGGUGGUGCUCUGUCGAGCGGCCGCCGGUGUCCCCGCGGCGCCGGGCUGCGGAGCGGAGGGGCCGCGGCGGCCGUGGCUGUUGCAUGUGUGGCUGCUGGAUGCGGAGGCGGCGGCGGCGGCGGCGGCGAGGAGCACCAGCGGCGGCAGGAUGUUAGGGCAGCAGCAGCAGCAGCAACUGUACUCGUCGGCCGCGCUCCUGACCGGGGAGCGGAGCCGGCUCCUCACCUGCUACGUGCAGGACUACCUCGAGUGUGUGGAGUCGCUGCCCCACGACAUGCAGAGGAACGUGUCCGUGCUGCGAGAGCUGGACAACAAAUAUCAAGAAACAUUAAAGGAAAUUGAUGAUGUCUAUGAAAAAUAUAAGAAAGAAGAUGAUUUAAACCAGAAAAAACGCCUUCAGCAGCUUCUCCAGAGAGCAUUAAUCAAUAGUCAAGAAUUGGGAGAUGAAAAAAUUCAGAUUGUCACACAAAUGCUCGAAUUGGUGGAAAAUCGGGCAAGACAAAUGGAAUUGCAUUCACAGUGUUUCCAAGAUCCUGCUGAAAGUGAACGAGCCUCAGAUAAAGCAAAGAUGGAUUCCAGCCAACCAGAAAGAUCUUCAAGAAGACCCCGCAGACAGCGGACCAGUGAAAGCCGUGACUUAUGUCACAUGACAAAUGGGAUUGAAGACUGUGAUGAUCAGCCACCUAAAGAAAAGAAAUCCAAGUCAGCAAAGAAAAAGAAACGCUCCAAGGCCAAGCAGGAAAGGGAAGCUUCACCUGUUGAGUUUGCGAUAGAUCCCAAUGAACCCACAUACUGUUUAUGCAACCAAGUGUCUUACGGGGAAAUGAUAGGAUGUGACAAUGAACAGUGUCCAAUUGAAUGGUUUCACUUUUCAUGUGUUUCACUUACCUAUAAACCAAAGGGGAAAUGGUAUUGCCCAAAGUGCAGGGGAGAUAAUGAGAAAACAAUGGACAAAAGUACUGAAAAGACAAAAAAGGAUAGAAGAUCGAGGUAGUAAAGGCCAUCCACGUAUUAAAGGGUUAUUUGUCUUUUAUAUAAUUCAUUUACUUUCAGAAAAUGUUUUAGGGUAAAUGCAUAAGACUAUGCAAUAAUUUUUAAUCAUUAGUAUUAAUGGUGUAUUAAAAGUUGUUGUACUUUG